Gekko japonicus is the source of this 1953-nucleotide messenger RNA. It is a transcript of the gene GSR, whose product is annotated as glutathione reductase. Gene Ontology annotation, molecular function: glutathione-disulfide reductase (NADPH) activity; NADP binding; flavin adenine dinucleotide binding. Gene Ontology annotation, biological process: cellular response to oxidative stress; cell redox homeostasis; glutathione metabolic process. NCBI's taxonomy places the organism in Eukaryota, Metazoa, Chordata, Lepidosauria, Squamata, Gekkonidae. The record is from RefSeq and is a predicted model, not a curated record. The transcript has 13 exons. Gene Ontology annotation, cellular component: mitochondrion; cytosol.
CGCCUCCGGCCCGCGGCAGGCUUUGGGCCUGGAGCGGGCGGCUCCCUCCUCCGCGCCUCACGAGAGGCUCUUGGGGCGUUUAGCCAACCAGAGCCGGCCUGGGCAGGGCCGAAGGGAGGCUCCCGCGCCCUCAGAAAACGCCGCUCCGGGCCUCCUCUCGCCGGCGGCGGCGGCGAAGGGGGGCGGGAUGAGGUGGCCGCGCCCGUCCUUCCCCCUCAGCGCCGCCAGAGCUGCUUUCCUCCUCCUCGCCCGCCGCGCCGCCAUGGCCCAGCUCCGCGCGCCGUCCUCCUCCUCGUCGUCCACCGCCACCGCCUUCGAUUACCUGGUGCUGGGGGGCGGCUCGGGCGGGCUGGCCAGUGCCCGGCGCGCCGCAGAACUCGGGGCUCGGGCUGCGGUGGUGGAAAGAGGGCGGCUCGGGGGUACCUGCGUGAAUGUUGGAUGUGUACCUAAAAAGGUGAUGUGGAAUACAGCCGUCCACACGGAAUUCAUCCAUGAUCAUGCAGAUUAUGGCUUUCAAGUAGCUGAUAUGAAAUUUAAUUGGCGAGUAAUUAAAGAAAAGCGUGAUGCUUAUGUGAAGCGGCUGAAUGAGAUCUAUCAAAAUAAUUUGAACAAGGCUCAUGUAGAAACCAUUCACGGCUAUGCGACGUUUACCUCUGAUCCCACACCCACGGUUGAGGUGGAUGGUAAAAAAUACACCGCGCCCCACAUCCUGAUUGCGACUGGUGGGCAGCCGGUGGUCCCCAGCGAGAGUGAGAUCCCCGGAGCCAGUUUGGGGAUUACCAGCGACGGGUUCUUUGAACUGGAAGACCUGCCUAGGCGCGCUAUUGUUGUUGGUGCUGGGUACAUAGCUGUGGAGAUAGCGGGCAUCCUUUCGGCUCUAGGGUCAAAGACGUCCCUGCUGAUCCGCUAUGGGGAGGUGCUGAGGAAUUUUGAUUCGAUGAUCAGUUCCAAUUGCACUCAAGAACUGGAGCAUGGUGGUGUAGAAGUCUGGAAGCAUUCAAAGGUCAAAUCGGUCAAAAAGUUACCUUCUGGACUGUUGGCAGUAACCGUAACAUCCUCUCCUCCCAGUCAGAAGCCCACUGUUAACACCAUUGAGGACGUUGACUGUCUGUUGUGGGCCAUCGGGAGACAGUCCCGGGAUGCCGGUCUUGAUUUGAACUUUUGUUUCUAAUAUCAGGCUCUUAAGGUAGACCCUGCAGGCCACAUUAUUGUUGAUGAGUUCCAAAACACCAGCCGGCAGGGGAUCUACGCUGUCGGAGAUGUAUGCGGGAAAGCACUUCUCACCCCAGUUGCAAUAGCAGCGGGCAGGAAAUUGGCGCACAGACUUUUUGAAGGUAAAGAAGAUUCCAAACUUGACUACACCAACAUUCCUACUGUGGUCUUCAGCCACCCACCUAUCGGAACAGUGGGACUAACAGAAGCGGAAGCUGUAGCCGCCUAUGGAAGAGAGAACAUCAAGGUUUAUACGACUUCCUUCGUCCCAAUGUACCAUGCUGUAACCACAAGGAAAACAAAGUGUGUCAUGAAACUGGUCUGUGCCACUCCACAGGAAAAGGUGGUAGGACUUCAUAUGCAAGGUCUGGGAUGUGAUGAAAUGCUCCAAGGCUUUGCAGUGGCUGUCAAAAUGGGAGCAACCAAGGCUGACUUUGAUGAGACUGUAGCCAUUCACCCAACUUCGUCAGAAGAGCUGGUUACCCUUCGUUAAAAGACUGCCCCCCAGCUGAAGCUUAACCAAAAGCAUUGUAUAAGAUGCCAAGGAGCAACCUUCUCAGAAUCCUGCUCACCCAUCCCUGUGCCUGAAGAGAAGAUCUGAAUUAUAUCAUCCUUUCUUACUGAACCUUGCUGUAAAUCAGGUUAUCCGCGAAUGAACACUGAGAAAAAUCAGGACUGGGACCGUGGGGCUUAGACAACUUGAGAAGGCUGUCAGAAAAAUAAAUGGGCUUUUAAAAUCAA